This is a messenger RNA of Acaulospora morrowiae, 382 nucleotides long. Lineage: Eukaryota; Fungi; Glomeromycota; Glomeromycetes; Diversisporales; Acaulosporaceae. The record is from the annotation of a GenBank genome assembly.
UAUACAGAUGUCUUCAUUCUUUGCUUCCAGUGUCUCUUUGGAUUUUUUUGAUAGCGUCAGUGACUUUUCAACCAGAGAUGUGUUAUUAGGAAUUAUGCGAAAGAAACACAUGAGAUCUCAGGAAGUAAAGAGCAUACAAAAUGUUAAUAUGAAUGUGAUCCUUGCUUGCGAAAAAAACACAUUAAAACGUAAAGUCCUAUUCUGUUGGAUACUAGCUCAUUCUUAUGGCGAAGUUCUUAGGUGGUUUAUUUUAGCUCAGGCGAUUGCUCAGCUUCGUCUUCUAACUCUAAAGGUGUUCCUUUUCUUAUAUUUGGGCUUUGAUCGGUGGUGUUCUGGUGCUCAACAACGGCAUCAAUGUUCUUGCAACUAUUAUUGUAAUUGA